This is a messenger RNA of Leguminivora glycinivorella, 2907 nucleotides long. RefSeq names its product esterase FE4-like. The coding region runs from base 327 to 2003 and encodes 558 amino acids. NCBI's taxonomy places the organism in Eukaryota, Metazoa, Arthropoda, Insecta, Lepidoptera, Tortricidae. The transcript is spliced from 4 exons. The record is from RefSeq and is a predicted model, not a curated record.
AUCCGAUGAUCCGAUAGUGACAUUCGUAAUUGUGUAGAUGUAGAAUAUAAUGAUUUAUUCUUUAAUUAAUAGUUAGAUAGGUACCACGUCCGUCUGGUUAACUUCGGAACAAUAAUCAAACCGGAUUUAAGAUAAAAUGUGAUAAACAUUAUGAACUAGAUUUCUUAAACCCUCAAGUACUUGAUGAACGAAAUUAAAUAACGGAAGCGCCACUAUCAGAGACUUCGUACAUAACAGUUAAAAAUAAUAAUAAGGCACAGAAUAAACAGACUGCCGUAUGAUAUGGAACUGCAAAGUUGAGUGCACUAUUUCAUAGAUUUGGAAUAAUGCAUCCUGCCACAGAAGAUACAAAAGCUGGACAGUCCUGUGUCGUGCUAACAAAAGAAGGACCUAUACGCGGUUAUAUUGACAAAAAUGAUGAGGGAACCUGCUACAAUUUCAAGGGCAUACCUUAUGCUAAACCUCCUAUUGGAACAUUAAGAUUUAUGCCACCUCAACCUAUUGCUCCAUGGACUGAAGAACUAGACUGCACAGUUGAUACUCCAAUGCCAAUAUGUGUUGGCCGAGAGUGGAAAAUGAUUGGUUCAGAGGACUGUCUAUACCUGGAGGUCAUCACUCCCAAUAUCAAACCUAAGAAUCCUAUGCCUGUGAUGUUUCUAAUGCCCAGUUUUGGAUUUGGAUUUCGUAUAGACGAGUUAUAUGAUGCAUCAUUAAUAACUAAUCAGGAUGUUGUCUUUGUGAAUUGUAAUGGAAGACUGGGGCCAUUUGGCUUCUUGUCUAUCAAUGAUAUAUCUGCGCCAGGUAACAAUGGACUGAAAGACUUAGUAAUGGGUCUGAAGUGGAUUCAGAGAAACAUACAUGUCUUUGGAGGAGAUCCAGAGAAUGUCACUAUAUUUGGUUCAUGUUCAGGUGGUUCUAUGGUGCAUUUUAUGAUGCUUUCACCAAUGGCUAGUGGGCUAUUCCAUAAAGCCAUAAUUCAAAGCGCCACUGCUUUAAAUAAUUGGUCUUUAGAUAGGAACCCAACUUCCGUAGUGACAGAACUAGCGAUGAAGAUGGGCAUACAAACAAGCUGCAUGGUUACAAUCAUCGAGAAAAUCAAGAAUAGUCCAAUCAAUGAAAUCAUAGCUGCCUGGAAGUCAAUGGUUGAAGACCGAAGUAAAAUGUUUGAAGGUAAUUUUUUGGAUUCAGUCUUUAAGCCCUGUAUUGAAGAAGAGUUUGAGGGCCAACCAGCAUUUCUUACACGAAGCCCAACAUUGAUAGUUAAAUCUGGAAAUAUCAAUAAGGUGCCUUUUAUAAUUGGAAUCAAUGAUAAAGAAGGAGAAUUUAUACGCUUUUUUAAUGCCAAUUUCUAUGAUUACAAAAAGAUAACUGAAAAUGUGAGACUUAUGGUUCCAAAACCAAUUGCAGUAGAAGAUAAUUUAGAUCGGGUGAUAGGGCAAAAGAUCUUGGACUUUUACUCCGGUGAGGAAGAUUUUAUGAAUGAGGAUAGUAAAGACCAAUAUCUACAAAUUACUAGCGACUUCUUUUUUAUAUACCAUGUAACCAAAACGGUCCAACUGCACACAACCUUUGCACCAGAAUGUCCAAUAUUCUACUAUAUAUUAACCCAAGCCGGAGAAUGGAGAUUGCCAAAGGAUUUGGAGUUCUUUAAUAGUGUUGGACACCAUGCAGAGAUACCUUACAUAUUCCGUCUGGCAAUCGCGGGCUCUCCACCAUGCAAGGGCAGUCGCGACUCUGUUACAACUAGAAGCAGAGUUGUCAAAAUGUGGACUAAUUUUGCGAAAUAUGGAAACCCAACACCCGACGAGAAUGAUCCACUUCUACAGAUUAAAUGGGACCCAGUAGAAAAUGCUAAUAAAUUGAAUUAUUUAAAUAUCGGAUCUGAACUCACCAAAGGAAGAAAUCCGUUCAGGGACAGAAUGGCGUUUUGGGACGACCUGCUCUCCCAACAUCAGUUCCUGAAAAUACUGAGUUUCUUCCAGGAUUUUGGGAUGGCUUGCUAAUAUGAAUAUAUCUACAAUAAAGCCCGCUUAACCCUUUGACCGUUAAAGGCAUAACGCGCGCGACUACAGCUCAAUAACCGGAUCCACAUAGAGCGAGGCACGUCGCGAGUCACGAGGCAAUGUGCUCGCGCAGCAAACGUCCAUCUUAGACGUGCCUUGACCGGCCGAGGCACGUCUGUUACACAUCAUGUCUGCCGCGCGAGGAUAUUGCCUCGUGACGCGCCUAGCUCUGUGGACCCAGCUACUUAUUUGAACAAGAUUCUAUAACGCGCUGCAAAAUACAGGGAAAACGUUCAAAGGGUUGUGCUACAUUGACAAUCUUGCCAAGACUUGUUUGAGUGCCUUUUACACGCUUGCAAGUAAGUUAUUGUAUUCCAUUUGUGUUCAAAAAACUACUUACAUUGGCUCUGCAACUCGCUUAUGCCAGGCUAUACAUCCACCGAAUACAUUUAGUACUAAGUUGAUUUUCAUUAAUGCACGACUGAAAUUGCCCGGACCAAUUAAAUAUAAAAUGAUAGAUUAAGAAAUGGUGUUCUGCGGGUUCCACAUUUUAAAUAUUCUUGUCAUCGAAUUAAGAAACUUCAAUAUUCGACUCGCGGGACUUACCGAGCGAGCGUUACUUAAACACGUGAUUUUUACCAGGCCCGGAAUUAGAUGUUGAUGUUAUAUCUAUUUGGCCGGGCCACACACCGAUUAGCCUCGCGAGGCAUAUUCCUCGGCCUAAGCACGGCGCACGUCAGCUUAGAAACUGUUACAUUCCAAUAAAUGGCUCAAAGUUAAAUUUACUGAUCACUAAUGUACAAAUUAAAACGUAAGAGAAAUGAAAAUGACAUAUUGUGUGCUAUUAUAUGAUUCGUUUAUACCUACUUACUGUUUUUUUAAAUAUAUUUACAUUUGUUAUUUU